Messenger RNA from Manacus vitellinus (golden-collared manakin), 1274 nucleotides. It is a transcript of the gene LRRC3B, whose product is annotated as leucine rich repeat containing 3B. Bases 174 to 953 code for a protein of 259 amino acids. Lineage: Eukaryota; Metazoa; Chordata; Aves; Passeriformes; Pipridae. Gene Ontology annotation, molecular function: protein binding. The record is from RefSeq and is a predicted model, not a curated record. The transcript has a single exon.
CUCUCUGUAGGCAUGCUUCUAAGAAGAGCACUGACCAUGAGGAAGCCCAUGUGUUAGUUGUUUUUUACUAAACCCACGGAAGAAAAUGGAGCCACGUUUCAGCUUUGCCGAACCUUUUUCCACCACAGUUGGCUGAAUGAGAAAUGGUCAUGUGAUUAUGCUGACACCCCAGCAUGCAUUUGGUAGACCUGUGGUUAACUCGUUCCCUCUCCAUGUGUCUGCUCUUACAAAGCUUUGUCCUCAUGAUACUGUGCUUUCAUUCUGCCAGUAUGUGCCCAAAAGGCUGCCUCUGUUCCCACUCUGGAGGUCUGAAUGUCAGCUGCAGCAAUGCAAACCUCAAGGAAAUACCCAGAGAUCUUCCUCCAGAAACAGUCUUACUUUAUUUGGACUCCAAUCAGAUAACAUCUAUCCCCAAUGAAAUUUUUAAGGACUUGAACCAACUGAGAGUCCUCAAUUUAUCAAAAAAUGGGAUUGAGUUUAUAGAUGAACAUGCCUUUAAGGGGGUGGCAGAAACCUUGCAGACUCUGGAUUUGUCUGACAACCGGAUUAAAAGCGUGCACAAAAACGCUUUCAACAACUUAAAGGCCAGAGCCAGGAUUGCAAACAAUCCCUGGCACUGUGACUGCACACUGCAGCAGGUAUUGCGGAGCAUGGCCUCCAACCACGAGACAGCCAACAACGUCAUCUGCAAGACUUCUGUGCUGGAUGAACACGCAGGGAGACCAUUCCUCAACGCUGCCAAUGAUGCUGACCUCUGCAACCUUCCUAAAAAGACUACUGAUUACGCCAUGCUGGUCACCAUGUUUGGCUGGUUCACCAUGGUGAUCUCCUAUGUAGUUUAUUACGUCCGACAGAACCAGGAGGAUGCAAGGAGGCACCUUGAGUACUUGAAAUCCCUGCCAAGCAGGCAAAAGAAACCAGAUGAAGCUGAUGACAUUAGCACUGUGGUAUAGUAUCCUGAAUACAAUGACUGCCUUUGUGAUGAGAACUAGAAUUGGAUGACGCUAAAACCAGAGGUUUACUACUAAUGUUCAUUGUAAACAUUAAGACUUUUGGGGUUGUUUUUUUUUCCUGUUUAACUGAAUUACGCCCCUGUUGAGCUUUCUAACAGAAAGUUUUGUCUGGGUGGUAUACUUCAAUUAUUUCUCUGGUGGUAUCCUAAAACAAGUGAAUUAAUAUGUAAACAUUAGUUUAGACCCAUUCCACUAUUUAAUAACUAAAUUUAUUUUUUUAAUUUAAAAACUAAAUAAAAGCUUAAAUUUGAACCAUGUAAA